Messenger RNA from Cladocopium goreaui, 1051 nucleotides. The record is from the annotation of a GenBank genome assembly. NCBI's taxonomy places the organism in Eukaryota, Dinophyceae, Suessiales, Symbiodiniaceae.
AUGAUGCUGCCAAGAAGGACGCUGAAGCCGAAGGUGCCAUCUUUCACGAUGAGCCCUUCAUGGCGGACGCCGUCCAGGAGCAUCAUCAUUGCGCCAAGCGCCGACGCUGCAGAGGCAAACAAGAGGACAAUCAAGAGCGGGUGCUCCUACCCGGGCACUUCGCCGUGGUAGUAGCCGCUCUUGACUCCUCGCGUCUGUCGCGCGAGCUCGAAGUCACGCUCUACACGGUGGACCGGGGUAUGCGAGGAGACAAACCCGCGACCCUCUUCAGCUGGACCGAGAGCGUGCACUUCCUGCGGCGCUUGGAGGCGGUCAGCGGGCGCGAGGACGGUGGCAUCAUCUACUCGUCCAAGCCGCUGGCCUGCAGUGCUCGAGAACGCGGGGAGUUUGCAGACGGCGUAUAUGCCCGGUUCCCGCUGCUCUGCACUCCCUCGCGGACCUUGCAGCUCCCCGUGGAGGCCGAAGUCCACGUCGUUGACGACACCUUCAACUCGAAGGGCGAGAACGUCACCGAUGGACAGGCCUCCAUCGGCUACGCCCUGGCCGAGUUCCGCUGUCUCCUUGCGGAAACUGGCACCGGGAUGCGCGUCCUCGGAAAGGGCCUUUUGGUCGUGGACGAGGACGAAGACCACAAAUGGCAGCUGCUCCUCCCAAAAUCCACCGCAAAACUCCGGUGGCAUACCGGAGUCGACGGUGCGGAGGAGCACCUUGGACUCGACAUCGUCCAGGCCCACGGACAGCGCGGACAGCUUUGCGCCGCCGCACUGGGUCCCGCAGCUGCAUGCUGCCUGCAAGCUGCGGGCAAGGACAGAGCCCAUGCAGACGGGCUUCUGCAGAAGUUCUUGACCGAGGGCAAGAAGGCCUUCGUCGAGCAAAAUGCCCGCACCGCCUGGGGGCUUUCACGUGACCGGGCACGACCCCCAACUGUACAGAAGGUGGUGCGGGACCCGCAGGAGCUAGGAGGUGCGGCGGCUGCAGGGCGACAGGUUGACCUGUUGGCAGCCGAUCGCACCUCCCAACACCGCGUCGAUGUGAAGUACGUCAAGGUCCU